Molecule: messenger RNA, 1360 nt
Organism: Bursaphelenchus okinawaensis
Lineage: Eukaryota; Metazoa; Nematoda; Chromadorea; Rhabditida; Aphelenchoididae
Source: the annotation of a GenBank genome assembly
AUGCUCGCGCUUCUGAUUCUCUCGCUGGCCGCGCCGGCCGACGCCUUCCUCUGGGAUCUUCUGGGCUUGGGCGGUGGUGGUGGCGGCGGAGGCUGUGAUGCCUGUUCGGGCGGAGGUUACGGCCAACCGUAUGGUGGAUACGGCCAACAGUAUGGUGGGUAUAGUCAGCAAUAUGGAGGAUAUCAAGGUGGAGAGUACCAACAAGCUGAACUCAUCGAACAACCCGUGUACGUUAGGCCAGCAUCGUACCGUGCUCCAAGCUACGUGUCACGACCAGCAGCAAGACGUAAGAGAUUAGAAUUUGUAAAACGAAGGUAGCAAACAGAGAAAAACUUACUGUUAAGGGUUUUUGUAAUGUUUGGAACGGAAGGGAACGUUGCAAACAUUAGGUAAUCACUUUACCAAUGUUUACAAUGGGUAAUAUUGCUUCCACAAAGGUUUACAAUAGGUAAUAAGUGUUAGAAAGACAGCAAUAUAAUUAAUUAAAAAAGUAAUGUCAAAUAUGAAAUGUCAGGCAACAAAAGACAAGGUCAUCUACAAAAGGUAACGUUAUUCUAAAACAUUUAUUGCAGCUGUAACAUAUAUUAUCCGCAAGAAAUACUACCGACCAGUCGUUGAACGUACCACAGUAGAAGUUGCUCAACAGCCGCAACCCACUUACAGCCAGCCGGCUGCCUCUACUUACAAUACUGGCCCAGUAGCCUCAGCUUCUUCAGCCGCGUCGACUUCGUACAAUCAGCCAAGUGUAUCUACAGGUGAAUCUACGUACAACCAGGGAGGAUCAAACUACAACCAAGGUGGUGGAUCUACUUACAGCCAAGGGGGUGGAUCUUCUUACAGCCAAGGAGGAUCAACAUAUAAUCAGAAUGUAGGUACGACAUACUCACAGAGUCAAACUGAAGUCGCAGCUCCAGCUCAAGUCGAGGAAACAGAAGUUGUGAGUUACUUUUUACUAUAUGUUACUAUAAUAUGAUACAUAUUCUUGUAUUUAUUAUAGUAAUAUGUACAAAAAUAGCAUCAAUAGAACUGAUAAUUAGAUAACAACAUGUCUCUUUUGCGCAUAUUAUACAUUUUAUGCUUGUUACGCUAUUUUUAAAAGUUGUCGUAACAAUAUCACUUCCAAACCAUCUCAGUAGCCUAAACAUCAUUUCCCAUAGUCGAAUUAGUACAACCCGGAAGUAGACUUUCCAGUGAUUAAAGAUGUAUAUACAGCAUGUGUAUGUAUACAUCAUGUAUAUGUAUAUAUAAUGUAUAUAUUAUUGUUUUUAUACAUAAUUUAUAAUAUAUAUUGUUAUUCCAGCCUGGAAACUACAACACUGAGACUUCUGGAAGCAGCUACAAGAAAGCGAUCAGAGCGUAG